GGUCGGGGUCGUGGGGAGCCUCAGCUGAACUGUGGGAAGGAGCAAGGGUUCCACUCUGUGACAUCACAGUGUCCAGCCCAGGCCUGAUUUGACUCUUGAGCAGGACGAGUAACAGGAGGGUCAGUAACUGACAGGAGAGGUGGAGCACUUCCGGAGGAGCUCAGAGGGUCACCAGCCAUGUCUCUGGUUCAGGGCGAUAACCAAUUGGCUGAUAGAGUAACAAAUGAAAAGUAACCUGACUCCAUUGACCCACUCAGCUCUGCGUAGGAACAUGGGAAGGAGCAGCUGUUUGCUUUGAAACAGGGGAACAGCCUGAGAAAAUGGCAUGUAAUACACCUUACCAACGGCAGCGAACUGUGUCAACAACUGGAGAGACUCUGUAUGAGAUUCUUGGUCUGCAUAAGGGAGCUUCACAUGAAGAAAUUAAGAAAACCUACAGAAAAUUGGCCCUGAAACACCAUCCAGACAAGAAUCCAGAUGAUCCCAUUGCUGCUGAAAAGUUUAAAGAAAUCAACAACGCCCACACAAUACUGACGGACAUGUCGAAGAAGAACAUAUAUGACAAGUAUGGAUCACUGGGCCUCUAUGUGGCUGAGCAAUUUGGAGAAGAAAAUGUGAACACCUACUUUAUGCUCUCAAGCUGGUGGGCAAAGGCCCUGUUCAUCAUCAUUGGCCUCCUGACCGGCUGCUAUUUUUGCUGCUGCCUGUGCUGCUGCUGCAAAUGCUGCUGUGGACACUGCCAGCCCAAAUCAUCGAUGCCUCCAGCAGAUGACUUCUAUAUGUCCACAGAGGAUCUCGAGAUGCAGAUCCGCAUAGAUGCAGAAAAAGAUAUGGACUUUCCGGUUGUUCUCCAGCCCACAAACGCAAAUGAGAAAACACAGCUAAUCAAAGAAGGACCUCGAAGCUACUGCACAGACUCUUGAUAUUGAGCCCAUUGAGGGUCCACACUACCUCCUCUUGGUUCAGCCAUGUCUCCAGGUGAUCAUGGAGAAAGAGGGGCAAUGAGAUGCUGUGAACUUUUCCACAUUUGUAUUUUAUUUUUAUGUUAGGGAAAGAUGAUUGGUAUAUAAUUUUCUCAGUAGGCAGUCUUUCUUCUUGAGUAGAAUUUCUAAUGAAACAUAUUCAAUUGUGAUGAAUAAAGGCCCAAAGAGCUGUUUUAUGCUCCUUACAUGAGGUAAGACAGUGGCAUUAGGAAGCUUUUAUGAGCUUGUCCUUUAUGUGUGCCCAGACCUCACUUCUCACAGACUAAAGUUGUACCCAAAAAAGAAGCCACUUUUCAUCCACUUAUCUAAUUGCAGUAUUCAUAUCAGCCACAAAUCAUCAGCAAAAUAGACAUGAGCAUUUAGGAGGAUUUGUGUGUGUGUGUGUGGAGUUCUUUGUCAAUAUUCACCAUGGUUAUAGAAACAUUUCAAAAAGCAAGAAAGGACAAUUAGGUUUAAAAAAGACAAAUCACAUUGCUUUAAGUUGUCUUUGGAAGAUUGAAAAUUGACAUUUACUGAAAAGUGACAAGUAAAACCAGGAAGAAACAGGUUUUAUGUGUACUUUUAGAUUGACUUUAAAAAAAUAACUUCAACCUGAUUAAAUCUUAUAAGAGAUUCCAAAAUUAUUCUGAGCUAGAACCUGUCCCAAAAACAUGCAUUGAUCAUUUUUUAGUAAAAUAUUUUAAGUGGUCCAGAUUAGCCAUACUGAGUAAAAGAAAUACAUGAGGUAGGGGUAGAAUUCUAAAUUCUAUAGUCUAAAUUUACAUUUAAAGAUAUAUUAUUUUGGUGAAAUUAAUUACAUUGAUUAGAAAAUGCUGAGCUCAGGAUACUGGGCAAUUUAAGCUCUGAGGUCAUCUCUGCUCGUUUGAUUCUUAAAUUCCUCACGUACUAGAAACCAUGUGCUAUUUCUGCAAUAGUACAGCAGCAAAGAUGUUUGUGUUUCCUAGGUCUUUCUUAGUUCUUUAUAUAAUAUUGCACUUUCAAGACUUUGUUAUAUUUUUAUAUAAUAUUGCAUGAAAUGCCAUCUUCCUUUUUCUUUUUUAUCCCCUUCCAUACCAAACUACAGUCAAUUGCUGCUAAAUAUAUACUGUUAGUGAGAAUUAGUUAUUUCUCUUAUAGUUUUGAAGCCAUUAAAACUCUGUGCUAAUUCUUGAGCUACUGGGAUUUUUUUCUAUAUAUCAAAUAGAAAGAGCCUUGUUUUGCUAGUCAAGAAGCCUGGUUCUAUGUAAGUUCUCAGUAACUUAACUACCCCUAUGAUCAAGUGAAAUAUGACCCUGUUUGCAUGUCUGCCCUGACCACCUUCAAGUUGCUAUGAGACCAGAUGAGAUAGCUGAGGUGAAGGAAUUCUGAAGUCAAGUGUUUCACAAACGUUAAGUUAGUUUUGGGUGAAAACUGUAUAUGUUGAUACAUACAGACAAAUGUAACACGUCUUCUUUAUGAGCGUACUUCACAAAUUUAUGGAAAACAAAACUGAAAGAUACCUUUUAGUGUACAAAUGUUUGAAAUCCUUACAUACCAGGGUCUUCAAAAGGUUCAGGAAAAGGCAUAUAUGGAAAAUGUAUGUAUGGAUUUAAAAAUUAUUUUU
This is a messenger RNA of Oryctolagus cuniculus (rabbit), 2565 nucleotides long. It is a transcript of the gene DNAJC5B, whose product is annotated as DnaJ heat shock protein family (Hsp40) member C5 beta. The record is from RefSeq and is a predicted model, not a curated record. NCBI's taxonomy places the organism in Eukaryota, Metazoa, Chordata, Mammalia, Lagomorpha, Leporidae.